AUGACGUGUCUGGCACAAGAUAUGAUUUCUUCGCAGAAGCCGUGGAUCGUGUUCAGAGGGGCAACAUUUCGCACCUCGGCCGAGGCGCAAGAGGUGGCGCUCUGCUCGAUAAGGCGCCACGUGGUGGCACCCCUGAAGAGGGCGUGCGCCCUCAACUCGGUGCACGUGCACCUCUGUGUUCGCCCCCACGGGGCGAACCGUCUACUCGUGGAGAGCGCUGAUAAGUAUUUCGGGAUCGCGAGUGGCGACGUCAGCCUUCGGGAGCUGAGCAAGGCAGAGCAGCCCCUGCAGCAGGGUCAGUAUUGGGCCUGCCUGGCUGACGUGCCCAACGAUGCCGGGUUUGCGCUCAUUCUGCGGCCGGACUUGGUCUUUAAGAAGAGUUUGAGUUUUGAUCGUGUUGCGUCCCCCGACAUGUUCUAUUUCCAGUGGAACUUGUUCCAUCAUUGCGUGAAUCGGGAAAUCGCCGAUCAGAUUCAUCUAGUGGGGGGCAGCUUGAUCCUCGAGUUCAAAGAGAAGUGGAACAGCGAGCAGAUGGGGGCAGUCAAAGCGGGGCAGCCAUACUGGGAUACUUUCCACAUGAUGUUCACGUGGGGCGUCGAAGCCUUCGGACAGGAGCGCGUGGGAUGUCUAAUGGAAUAUCCCGCCACGAAUUGUUUCUAUCGGGGCAGAGGCGGUUUUCGGCGAUGGCACCAAUACGGCUUCUGCAAGCAGCGUGUGAACCCCGGGGUGCUUCACCACGGCAACGUCACGAACCCGCUGUUUACCUACGACCGCUUGAUCAGUACUGACGGCGAGGCGCUCGUGUUCCCGGCGGCGACGCUGCCGUCGGGCCGCAUGCUAGGAUGCGCCAAGAGGAGCAACCCCGACUCGGAGUCGGACUACCAGGUUCUCGGCGGCGUCCUGCGGCGUGUCGUGCCGCCCUGGCUGCCGAGCGCCGCGGCGACAGGCCUGAUGCAGCUGCUCGGCUAUCAGAAGGCGCACAUGCUGGACUACAACCCAGAAGAGUCGGCCUUGGGAGGGGGCAAGCCGGACGCGUCGGACCCCAGCCUGUUCGUGAAGGCGAGCGGCGUGUUGGUGCGCGACGAAGUCAAUUCGCCCAGCGGCUCCGGCCAGAAGGCGGUGCUGACAGAUGCGCUGGACGCCCUGGCCACGUACGACAGGUUCUGGGACGAGCUGCUGGACCUGCUGAGGAAACCGCUCAAGCUGGGGACCCUCAAAGACUCCGUGCUGGAGGUCGAGCCGCGGCCCCAGCUGCGGCCCGAGGCCACCCCCCGGGACGCCCGCGUCCGCGCCGAGGCCCCCCCGCGCCGUUGA
Prorocentrum cordatum is the source of this 1314-nucleotide messenger RNA. The record is from the annotation of a GenBank genome assembly. Lineage: Eukaryota; Dinophyceae; Prorocentrales; Prorocentraceae.